This is a messenger RNA of Humulus lupulus (European hop), 1015 nucleotides long. Its product is annotated as protein FAR1-RELATED SEQUENCE 5-like. The transcript has 3 exons. Lineage: Eukaryota; Viridiplantae; Streptophyta; Magnoliopsida; Rosales; Cannabaceae. The record is from RefSeq and is a predicted model, not a curated record. Bases 144 to 776 code for a protein of 210 amino acids.
GAGAAAUUCACGAGUGAUGGUCUUUGUUAAGUGCGCCAAAAAACCUUCAAUGCACUAGAAAUCGAAAACCGCUUUCUUUCUUUCUGGAAUGGAGAUUGAGGCUUUGUAUAUGUUGAAUUGAUUAUCAACGGAGCUCAGUUUCAAUGAUGAAUUUGGAUGUGGAAACUGGAACAGCUGAAACUAAAGCUGAAAGGGUUUUGAAUGCCCAUGAAGAAGUUCCAGCUUUAGAACCAUGUAUUGGUAUGGAGUUUGAGUCUGAAGAGGCUGCCAAGGAGUUUUAUGAUGAAUAUUCAAGGCGUGUAGGAUUUGUAAUGCGUAUUGAUCAGUGCCGUCGAUCAGAGGUUGAUAAACGCAUUCUAUCUCGCCGACUUUCGUGCAAUAAGCAAGGUUUUUCUAUUAAAGCUAGAGAUGAAGUUGGUCAUGUUCGAAAACAACGAUCGAGGUCAAGAGAAGGUUGCAAAGCAAUGAUGUUGGUCAAGGUUAAUAAGUCUGGAAAAUGGGCAGUCACAAGGUUUGAGAAGGAUCAUACUCAUCCGCUUGUUGUUUCUGAUCGACCUUCUUGGAGUCCUUUUGAUUCAAAAGAUAGAAAGAUUGAGGAACUCACAAUGGAACUGGAGCAUCAAGAUCAACUAUGCGAAUCAUAUCGUGAGCUACUGCUUACAUUUUUGAAGAAUAUCGAGGAACAGACAGAAAUGCUAUCAACUAAAAUAAGACAUGUUGUUAACAACAUUAGAGAGGUUGAAACUGAAGGUCAAAAGCGUCCACAAAAAAGAUAACUUCUGCAUUUCUUUUUGUAUGAGAUUUUGGUCAACACUCCUUGAGAAACUCAGUUUAACGUGUUUGAAAGGUAACAAAACAAGUUUGAGAAUUGAGCUUGGCUGUUUUAAUCCUUUAAGCCAUUCUCAGAAAUGUAUUUGAUUAAAACGAUGUACAGCGACUGAAUAAUUAUCUUUUACAUAACUUAAUUUGGAACACAUCCCAUAAACAAGUUAAUAUAUAUUUGCAUUUGGCUUUA